This is a messenger RNA of Sparassis crispa, 366 nucleotides long. RefSeq lists its product as hypothetical. The transcript has a single exon. Bases 1 to 366 code for a protein of 121 amino acids. The record is from RefSeq and is a predicted model, not a curated record. NCBI's taxonomy places the organism in Eukaryota, Fungi, Basidiomycota, Agaricomycetes, Polyporales, Sparassidaceae.
AUGAGGGAUACGCGAUCUGGGCGAUUUAGUAUCGCACAAAACACUUGGCUAUGUAACACCGGCACAGACACACUGCUCUACAAGGCUAGCGGAAAAUCGCAAGAAUUGGUACAAGAAGCAAUCCAAAAGGCAGGAGGAGUGAAGAAGAAGCUCGAAGAGCUCAUCCCCUCCUACCUGAUGGGGUACAAAGACGUCUUCAAAAAGAAAGCGGCAGAACGGUUCCCGAGCUCACGGGCAUGGGACCAUGCUAUCGAUUUAAAACCAGAAUUUGUACCAAAAGACUGCAAGAUUUAUCCCCUACCCCCUAAAGAGCAGACGGCACUCGAUGAAUUCCUAGAUGAGAAUACACGAAAAGGAUAUAUUUGA